GUUGCUCUCUCUCCGUCUCCCAAACAACAACCAUAAUCUAUUCCAUCACCACCACCUGCAUUCACUCCUAUCCCUAUCGCCAAAAUUCCUCACUCACAAAAUCACCUGACCUCCACUCCUCCACCCUCCAAUCUGUCACAAUGACAGAAUCACCGGGUUCCCCCCUCUCCUCCAUCGCCUCCGACGAGGACAUGUCGGACCGCGACGACCUCAAGCAACCCUUCUCCCCCUCCGGCUCCGUCACCAACUCCAACAUGCCCCCCUCGAAACGCCGUCGCACCGGCGCCGUCACCUCCUGGGACCGUGCCACCCCGGUCUCGACCACCUUCCCAGACGACCUCCCGCCGCCCUCGCCCUCGACCUCCAUCUCCUCCGACACCUCGGGCGAGAUCCCCAACUCGCCCGGCACGUACGCGCUGAUCGGCGGCAGCAUCGACGACGACUACAGCGGUCAGGCCAACGACCAGGUGACCGUGUGCCGCUGGGACGGGUGCGACGCCGGCGAUUUGGGCAACAUGGACGGACUGGUCAAGCACAUCCACGACGAGCACGUCGGCAGCCGGCAGAAGAAGUACUCGUGCGAGUGGGCCGACUGCAGUCGGAAGGGGCAGACGCAUGCCAGCGGCUAUGCGUUGCGCGCCCAUAUGCGGAGCCACACCCGCGAGAAGCCGUUCUACUGCGCCUUGCCUGAAUGCGACCGCAGUUUCACCCGCUCCGACGCCCUGGCCAAACACAUGCGCACCGUCCACGAAACCGAGGCCCUCCGCCCGUCGGACCCCGUCCCCAAACACCACACCACCCUCGCGGCGGCGGCCGCGGUCGCCGCCGCCGCCUCCUCCUCGGCCGCGCCGACCCCGACGGGGACGCCGGCGGGCAAGGUGCAGCGCAUCAGGCUGAAGCUCUCGCAGCCCAAGGGCGGGGAGGAGCCGUUCGGCGACUACGGCGAGAGCGCGACCGAGGAGACGGAGGAGGAUCUGUCCGUGCCGCCCGUGGGCUCGGAGAAGGGGUUCGACGUGCACGAGCUGCUGCUCGAGGGGCCCCAGCUGUACCGGCUGCUGCUGCGGCAGAUCCACUGGGCGCGCAAGGAAGGCGAGCAGCUGCGGGCGGCCGGGGAGACGAUCCUGGGCAAGCGCAAGGAGGCCUGGUUGGAGAAGGAGGCGAUCUUCGAUGAUCUGGUCGAGGCGGAGCUGGGGCUGUUCCGCACGAUAGCCGGCCAGGAAGGGGCGCUGCUGGCGGGGAUGGAGCUGGAUCCGCCGGCGGCGGAGGGGGAGGCGCAGCCGGAGCCGCUGGAGUCGACGGAGGGGGUGGAGGUGGAGGUGGAGGCGGAGGUGGAGGUCAAGGAUGAUUCGGAGGCUGUUCCGUCGUGA
Messenger RNA from Aspergillus fijiensis CBS 313.89, 1367 nucleotides. RefSeq names its product C2H2-type zinc finger protein. The transcript is spliced from 2 exons. Bases 141 to 1367 code for a protein of 408 amino acids. Gene Ontology annotation, molecular function: DNA-binding transcription factor activity, RNA polymerase II-specific; RNA polymerase II cis-regulatory region sequence-specific DNA binding. Gene Ontology annotation, cellular component: nucleus. The record is from RefSeq and is a predicted model, not a curated record. Gene Ontology annotation, biological process: regulation of transcription by RNA polymerase II. NCBI's taxonomy places the organism in Eukaryota, Fungi, Ascomycota, Eurotiomycetes, Eurotiales, Aspergillaceae.